AUGUUGGAAGCAGGACUCGCACGCACUCCGGAGCAUGAGAAAACAACAGACACCACAGGUCAGACACAGGAGGAGGAUUCCGCGUUUGGACGUUCGUGGAAAGGGUACCCCGGAGGCUAUCCCAUGCUGGCCGAACGCAUCGCUUUGAAGCCACAGACAGCUAUCUAUCGCAGAUUCGACGCUCUGAAUUCCCGACGUAUACUGUACCUUCAAGCGGAGCUCUGUAUCCUGGAGAACCGUCUGCGGAGCAUGGAGGAAACAGAGGACGAGGAAAAUAAGAGAGACGAAAGAAGGUUUCACGGCUUUGCAAUCGACUACGAGCGCAUGCUCGAAGAGGAGAAUGGCGAGGGGAAACCGCAUUUAGAACUUCUCGGAAGAAUUGGUGAGAAAUUAAGCCAGUACAAUGAAGCGCUUCUACAAAUUUCAAACUUAUCCCAGAUCCCCGCACCGCAGAAAUUCGACCUCACCGACAUCCACCACUUCCUGCACAGCAAGGCCAUGCAGUCAAACUUGCUCGAUGGCAUCGACUCAGUUACCUGGGGCUCUUGGGACAAACCUGAAGACCAUGCACCGGACCUGGUUGGAGUACACCCUCGCCCAAAGGCUGAUAACUUUUCUCGCUGGAUUACAGAGAAGUCGGUGAAUCUGUUUGCAUGUGGACUCGACCGUCUCACCAAAGGCACUCCCAGCCUGGGACGCAAAGUGUAUUAUGAUUCAGAAGUCCUGAAAAUCACAUCUUGGAUCAUGUGUAUCCUGGCAUCGCUACUGCCCAUUGCUUCCAUCUUGGUUCUGUUGAAUGUGCCAUCACUCAAGGGCAGGCUUUGGGUCAUUGCUGCCUUCAAUAUCUUGAUGAGCGUGUGUUUGAGGACGUUUACAGAGGCGAAGAAGUCAGAAGCAUUUGCCAUUACUGCUGCGUAA
Molecule: messenger RNA, 918 nt
Organism: Bipolaris sorokiniana ND90Pr
Lineage: Eukaryota; Fungi; Ascomycota; Dothideomycetes; Pleosporales; Pleosporaceae
Exons: 2
Coding region: 1-918 (305 amino acids)
Source: RefSeq, a predicted model, not a curated record